This is a messenger RNA of Rhinopithecus roxellana (golden snub-nosed monkey), 4708 nucleotides long. RefSeq names its product basic proline-rich protein-like. The record is from RefSeq and is a predicted model, not a curated record. The transcript has 2 exons. Lineage: Eukaryota; Metazoa; Chordata; Mammalia; Primates; Cercopithecidae. Gene Ontology annotation, molecular function: microtubule binding; actin binding. Bases 1 to 1581 code for a protein of 526 amino acids. Gene Ontology annotation, cellular component: actin filament; cytoplasm. Gene Ontology annotation, biological process: actin filament polymerization.
AUGACCUUAUUAGACUUAAGGGGUCUCUGGGAGGGGGAGUACGCCCCUCCUCUUCUUCCUGACCCCCCUCCCCCAGCCCCUGCGGCCCGGCUCCGCGCGGGCACGCGCCCCAGUCUCCUCCUCCCGCCUCCCCCCAGCCGGUUCCCCCCGCCUCCGCAACCCGGCGGGGACCCGGACGCAGCGCAGCCGCCGCCAGCCCCGGAGCGCAGCGGCCGCACCGCCCCCGGGGACCGGAUCCGGAUUCCCGCCGCUCCCCCCUCCCGGGCUCCCUUCGCCGUCCCCGCCCGCACAGGCGGGCGAACAGCCGGAGAGAAGCGGCCUAGCCUGCCCCCCGCCCCCGAGCCACCCACCCCGGCCAGAGGCGCCGCCACCACCCAGCCACCCCGACGCGCACGGAGGAGCCCGGCACAGAGGCGCGACCGCGGCGGGAACCGCCGCCUCCUCCCCCGAGCCUGCGGCCCAGCCCCGCCGGCGCCCCCGCCCCGGCCUCCGGGGAGCCGAGCCAAGGAGAGGGCGGGAGGACGGCGGCCGGGAGGCGGGGGCGCAGCGCUCACCGGCCCCGCCGCCCCCUCCGGCGGCCGGGGAGAACUGCGCCUGCCGGAUCCGAGAAGCGCGGGCUUCUCCGCCAGCGGCCGUGGCUCGGCUCAGGCCUCGCUUCCUGCCUUCCCCUCCCCCGGCUCUCGGCGUCCUCCCAAGUUCCCUGGUCUGCUCGCGCCCGGUCCCCUGCUCGGUGGUCGCUCCGGGUCCCUGCUGGGCGCCCACCGCACCCCGCGGUUCGCUCCCUGCUGUCCGGCCCCGAACCCAGCGCGCGUCCUCAGCCGCCUCGGUUACCCGGCGCAGCGCGGCCUCCGGGCUUCCCGCUCCGGCGGCUCCCUCCCCGGCUCUGAGUGGCGGCGCCCUCCCCCGCUCGGCCGGGCACAGCCGCAGCUCCCUCCCGCGGCGGCAGCGGCUCCUCCUCCGGGCGAGGCGGCGGCGCUGGGGCGGCGGCUGCUGCUGCUGUGGCGGCGGCGGCGGCUGUGGCUGCUGCCUGCUGCUCCUCGCGGCGAAAAGCACAAAGCACAGCGCCCUCCGCCUGCAGGCAGCCCGCCCGCCGCCGGCCCCGGCCUCAGCUCGCACACCCCCCGCCGCCGCCGCAGCCUCAGCCGCCGGAGCGGGGAGGAGGAGGGAGAAGGGAGGAGGAGGAGCGGGAGGGGGGGCGGGAGAAGCGGGGCAGCGAGCGCGUCCUUCCCCGUAGAGCGCACACCGACCCCCGGGGAGCGAGCGCCAGCCCGCCCGCCUCGCCGGCUCCGCUCCCUCCCACAGCCUGCCCGGGCGGGCUCCGCGGGGGGCAGCUGGGAGGAGGGGCGGGAGCUGGGGGGACCCGGGCGGCCGAGGCGGAGGGAAGGAAGGAGGGGAGGGGGGUGGUGGUGGUGCUGGUGCUGGUGGCGGCGGCGGCUGCUGCUGCUGCUGCUGCUGCCGCCGCCGCCGGGGAAGGGGGGGCGCCGGGGCAGGGAGACACGCAGCCGCCCGGAUGGCGGCGGGGCUCGGAGCCGGGGCGGGCGGGCGCCGAGAGCGACCUCGCCAGACCCGCGGGGGAACUAGCAGGCUUUGCCGGCGCGGGAGGGAGGGCCGAGGCGCGGCCGCGGAGAGGGUGCCCGGAGGGGCCCCCGGCGGCCGGGAAGGCUUGGGGGACACCCACAGCCCUGCUCCGGAGCUCUCCCCCAAGUCCUCCCAGCUCAGACUAGGGCUUCCAGGCCAGCUCUCUCCCGCCUCCCGGAGCGAGCGGUCCGCGCCCACCCUCAUCCCCCGGAGCGUGGCCACUGGUUUGGGGCGCACGCACGCCGAUCGCGGCGUCCAGCUUCGGCGCCUACCUUGCGGUCCUCUCAUUGCCGAACGGUACAUAGGAAACUUUAAAAAAACCCAAAACCGAAAAUCUCUGCAUUAAAAAAAAAAAAUCCCCGUUGCUCUCUUUACACCCCGGAAACGGCGAGGGGACGACGGGCUCCGGCGGAGGGGCCGCUGUGGGAGCCGGUUCAAUCCAGCCCGGCAUGGCUCCCCAGGCCUGCCCGGGCGCAUGGAGAUCGGUGCCGCCGCCACUCGUAGCAACCCCUCUCCCCCGAAAUCCGCGGCGCCCGGGCUCACUUACCGAGCGUGUGGAUGGGAGCGCAGGCCGGGGGCACCUGGGAGCACGGCGGGCGGAACAGCCGAGCCGCAGCUCCGCUGCAGCCGACGCCGGGGCAGCGAGUCGCCAGACAAAGCCCGAGAUGGCGAAGCGGAGCGACGGCUAAUGGCGAGCCCCACGCGCCGCGCUCCGCCCGCCCCGCUCCGCCCGCCCGCCCGCCCGCCUCGGCGCAGCGCAGCGCCGCUCCGAACGCUUGCCCGUCAGAGCCGCCUCGGCGCCGCCGCCUCCCGGGCCACCCCGGCCUCGCCUGGCCCCUCCGCCUCCUCCGGGCGGCUCAGCCUCACCCCUUCCCUCCCACUGCUUUAGGGGUUGCACAAAAAAAAAACUUUUUUUUUAAGUAAAAUGAUUUUCUUCCUUUUUUUUUUUCCUUUUCUCCUUUUUUCCCCCUUUUUUGCAGGGCGGGCGUGUUAAGACUUUUGGAUCUUUCAGCCCGCAGCUCGCACUCACCUGCGGAGCCGCCGGGAGGGCUAGGGGUGGGGGCGCGCGGGGCUGGAGCCGGCGAGCGCGGGUUGAAAGCCAGCCAAGCUCUGCAGCGCCCGACCCGGGCGUGUACGCCGCCGCCAGUCCCCGCAGAGAAAUCGUCCUCCUACCCCCGCCUCCAUCGCUCUGCGUUUCUCUUCCAAUCAGCCGGUCGCUUGGUGGCUCCUCCAUUCUCCGGCCAAGCCCAGCUGCCUAGAGCGAGCUCCACUCCUCCAUCUGUUCGCCGGGGUCCUCGCUCCCCUGCCGGGGCCGGCGAGGCGGCGUGAGGCCGGAGGGGGAUUUGCAAGGAAACCUGCCUGCUUCCCGCUCCCAUUGCUCCAUCCCCGCUGCCUCCUGCCUCCUGCUUCUCUCCUGCGUCUUUCCAACUCUCCCCUGUCGCCACUGGUGUGUGUCUGAGUGUGUGCGCGGUUUUUUUUUUUUUUUUUUUUUUUUAUUGCUCUUUGCUUUUGCAACCCUGAAGCAAAAGGGUGGGGGGGGGGGGUAGUUACAGAAAAAAAAAAAAAAGCGAGAAAGAAGCUCUUAGAUUUGCAACACAUCGGAAAACCGGGGGAGCACCCCGCCUUAUCCGAUCUCCAUGCUCCGCGAGGGCCUUCCGGGUUUUAAAAGGACGAGCUUCUCAAUGUCCCCCCUCUUCGCUGGGUUUAGGAUCCGAGGAGUCCGAGCAAAAAGUUCUCCCCCUGGGUCGUAGUGAGGGGUGUCAGGGUGGGAGUUGCGGGGAUUUUUCAAGAAGCAGCAGCUAUCCUUCCUACCCCGGCGUCGGUCACUGGGCGGGGGUAGGGGAAAGAGCAAAAUCUCAGUGGGUUUGCGCGAGGGAUCUUCUGGGGUCGAGGCGGGUGGGGGGGAGUCGGAACCGGGAGACACCACUUGGCGCAUCUCCCCCUCGGUCUAUAUCGCCUGUCUUCUGCCAGCUCCCCCUUUAAUUUUUUUUCUCUCCUUUAAUCUAAUUUCUUCCAACUCCACCUUUGUUGUUACCGGCGUCACGCCCGGACCAGCCAAUCCCCGCCGCGCAAUCAGCUUGUCAAAAAGCCUCGGCCGGCCCUGGGAAAGCAGGCCGCAGGCGCUGCCCCCCGGCGGCGGCGGGCAGCCGCGAGGGGAGCCCAGCACCCGGUUCUCGCUGCUCCGGGCGGCAGCGGAGCAGCCUCCGACGAGACGUCUCCCGGUUCACUAUCCUGCAGGCCGGGGAUGAAAGGCCUGGACGGGGUCCACCACCCACCUUCCCACUACCAUAGCUGUGGUUGUCUGUCUUUACCUCCCCUUUUCAGAGGAAAGGUUAUCAGAACAGGACGCAGGGAGCCAGAAGACCAUCUGAAGGAAGGCUGCUUCCAGCAGGCCCGGCCUCCAGCCACGGCUUCUGGGGCAGCGCCAUUGCUCCUGGCUCUCAGGCUGCCAGUCUCCCACACCGAGGCUCUACUGCCCGCAUCUCGGCCAGCUGGAUCACCCAGCCCCUUUCGACUCUCCCCUGGCAUGCAGCCUUCUCCUCCACUCGGCCUGCCUCUUUGCUGCUGUAAUUCCUCUUGUCUCCUGGGAGAAAUGAGAUUGUUUUCCCAGGACUUCCAGAUCCCACUUCUGUCACGUUUCACAAACAGGGAGGAAGCCCUGUCAAGAUCUGAUGUGUCCUGUUUUUGUUUGUUUGCUUUUGGGGGCACUGGCAUGUAGGAGAGGCGGAUUUACCACUGGUAGAUUAAUUUCAGCUUCUAGGCCCCUAACUUUCAGGGCCUGCCCAAGACCCUGAACUUAGUUUUGUUUUCAUCCUUUUUUUUUUUUUUUUUUUUUUUUUGUCAAAAGAGCCACCGACCACCUACCCCUCACCCUGGAAUUGCACAUGUUUUUGACCUUACAAACCCAGAUCGGCCUUUGGAAUAUACACAGGGCAAUUUGUGUAGGAUCACACUGCACUAAAAGUGAGGCAUGGUGGGCUAGGCGCACUGACUCACAUCUGUAAUCCCAGCACUUUGGGAGACCGAGACAGGAGGUCUUAAGUGAUUAAGCCCAGGAGUUCGAGAUCAGCUUAGACAACAUAGCAAGACCCUGCCUCUACAAACACACACACACCCUAUUAUAAUAUGU